CUGGAACCGGAAGUAAACAACGAGAUCAUGUGACUGUCAUAUGACAGGACUUGGAAGAAUGCAGAGAGCGAGGGGACCUUAGGUUGAUGUGGUAACAAGCUACUUAUGAGGAGUGUCUGCUAUCUCAGCAGGGGACACUGUCACAAUGCCACAGCAGCACUCGGAGCUUCAGGCCUAUUCAGUACCGCUCAUUCAGCCAGACCUGCGCAGGGAGGAGGCAAUUCAUCAAAUUACAGACACCCUGCAACAUUUGCAGAGUGUAGCUAACGACAUAUUUGACAGAGUCCUGCAGCGGGUAGAAACAAACCGAGCUCAGCUUCAGGGGAUCAAUAACCGGCUGACCUUAGCACAGGCUAAAAUAGAGCGGAUUAAAGGCAGCAAGAAAGCAAUAAAGGUCUUCUCCAGUGCUAAAUAUCCUGCUCCUGAGAAACUUCACGACUACUGUUCCAUCUUUGCUGGUGCACAAAACUUAUGGUCAGAAAAGAAAACACGGCACAAAAUUCAAAGCAAACACCGCACACUGGAUGAGCAGGCUCUGUUUGAGAAGCUAAAAUAUUUUCCAGUGUGCGUGAAUUCAAAAGGGCACGAUGAAGAGUGUGCAGAGGAAGGGCUGGGUAGCCUCCCCCGAAACAUCAAUUCUGUUAGCUCUUUGUUGCUUUUCAACACAACAGAAAAUCUUUAUAGAAAAUAUGUUUUUCUGGACCCAUUAGCUGGGGUUGUGACACGCACAAACGCUGCAUUUGAGGGAGAUGAGGAGGAGAAACCCUUUGAUGCUCCCCUCUCCAUCACCAAGAGGGAGCAGUUGGAGAGACAGACAGCAGAAAACUACUUCUAUGUGCCAGAUCUUGGACAAGUCCCUGAGAUAGAUGUCCCCUACUCCCUACCAGACCUCCCAGGGGUGGCUGAUGACCUCAUGUACAGUGCUGAUCUGGGACCAGGGAUUGCUCCUUCAGCCCUAGCUGCUGUUAUUCCAGAACUUCCAACAUUCAGCAUCGAGGAGAAUGCAGAAAUCUCUAGGAUAGAUUUUCAGGAUGGUAAACAGAUACCACCACCACCACCUCCGCCACCACCCCCUCCACCUCCACCGCCGCCACCACCUGCACCAGAGAACAAUGGCCUCCCUCCUGCACCAACUCAGUCAACCGUCAACGCCUCACCUAAAUCAAGAGAAAUUACCAGAGAGUCUGGAGACCAAGCUGCGGUACAAGGGGCCCCUAAAGAUGUAGUGAAACCAUCUGAUGGACGUGCAUCCUUGUUGGAGUCCAUCCGACAAGCUGGGGGCAUUGGGAAAGCCAAGCUUCGCAAUGUAAAGGAGAAGAAGCUUGAAAAGAAGAAGCUAAAGGAGCAGGAACAAGUAAGAGCAACAGUCGACGGUGGUGACCUGAUGUCAGAUCUCUUUAACAAAUUGGCACUGAGACGAAAAGGUAUUUCUGGAAAAGGACCAGCUGCAGGAGAUGGAAGCGGGGACACUACCUCUGGGGCGUUUGCCCGCAUAUCGGACACAAUCCCACCAUUGCCCGCACCGCACCAAUCUGCAGGGGACUUAGAUGAAGAUGAUUGGGAGGCUUAAAUACAUAAAAUACCAGUUGUACUUCUGCACCAGCUGUCUAAAGUAAUGGUGCUGAGCAUCUGUUAGAGAAGGAAUUUGCACAAGGAAGUAAAAUAUUCUAUAUAUUAUAUAUUACUUUGCAUCAGAAAAAUAUUGAAGGUCAUUCUAGUCACUCAUUGACAUAUUAACCAGAUAUAAUUAUUAUAAUUUUUUUUUUUUUAAUUAAAAUUCUGUCAAGAGUAA
Messenger RNA from Bombina bombina (fire-bellied toad), 1792 nucleotides. Its product is annotated as WASH complex subunit 1. The record is from RefSeq and is a predicted model, not a curated record. The transcript is spliced from 11 exons. Gene Ontology annotation, molecular function: gamma-tubulin binding; alpha-tubulin binding; actin binding. Gene Ontology annotation, biological process: retrograde transport, endosome to Golgi; exocytosis; endocytic recycling. Bases 146 to 1570 code for a protein of 474 amino acids. Lineage: Eukaryota; Metazoa; Chordata; Amphibia; Anura; Bombinatoridae. Gene Ontology annotation, cellular component: recycling endosome; early endosome; WASH complex.